Strongylocentrotus purpuratus (purple sea urchin) is the source of this 1241-nucleotide messenger RNA. Its product is annotated as short-chain collagen C4. The coding region runs from base 67 to 1221 and encodes 384 amino acids. The record is from RefSeq and is a predicted model, not a curated record. The transcript has 6 exons. NCBI's taxonomy places the organism in Eukaryota, Metazoa, Echinodermata, Echinoidea, Camarodonta, Strongylocentrotidae.
UGAAAUCACCAAGCAUUCAUCUUCUCACCAAAGUGAUUGCAGAAAUCUAUCAAAACACUCUUCAAGAUGAAGUCGUUUUUUGUUAUCACUCUAGUUCUAUUUUCAUGUCUGUGUCUUGUUGGAGUCACCCAAGCCGUUUCUGUUGCAAAGGAAGGUCCGCAAGAUGAAGCUUUUGACCCUGAAAACAUUCUAGAUUCAGGCAAACUGACCCAGACAGACGAGGAUAAAAUCUCUGAAAUUAGAAAACAAGUACUAUUCCUUCAGGAAUCCGUUGCUGAGAUCACCCGUUCCUUCUUAACUCUCGAGCUCGUCGCGAAGAAUCCAUCAAUGAUGGCAAAGAUUCACAUUCCUGCUUCUAUCGAGACCGAGUUUGAGCUGGGAGAACCUGAUAAGACACGACGUCGAAGGGAACUCGACUCGUCAUCGACUCUCCCGACAUCGUUCCCACCAUCUGGUGCCGAGCAGCCAAGCAUGGGUCAGAACCCAUUCGGACCAUACUCAUGGCCUAUGUAUUCUGGUCAAUGUUUCUUGUGUCCUGCUGGUGUUCCCGGAAGGGACGGGAGAGACGGACGUGAUGCACCAACAAGUCUUCAAGCUGAAAAACCCAUUUCACCCAGCGACGAUGAGGAUCAAGUACGUCCAGUAGGUACCCCUACAAGUCUUCCUGGUGUCAUCUAUACUCGCUGGGGUAACGAUGUAUGUCCCGAAGAUGCAGAACUCAUCUAUUCAGGUUCUAUUGGAGGUGCACACUACAUUCAGACUGGUAGCGGCUCAAAUUAUCUCUGUAUGCCGGACGAGCCUAUCUAUGACGAGGUAACAGCUUCCAAAGAUGAACACCGAGCCAAACUAUACACCUCUGAAUACGAAGUCCAUACUGCUCCUUCACGCAUUCAACCAAUGCAUGACCAUACUCCGACCUGCGCAGUCUGUAGGGCGCCCUCUAACCGCACCAGGAAACUUAUGAUUCCUGCCCGCAACGUGUGUCCUUCUCAAGAGUGGCGUUUAGAGUACGCUGGUUAUCUUAUGGCAGAGAAAUACGAACACAAUAGAUCGGAAUUUGUGUGUGUGGACCGAGAGAUGGUUCCUAAAGCGGGUACCAUGGGGAAUGAGAAUGGUGCGCUGUUGUAUAUGACAGAAGUCCGGUGUCUGGCGGGUGGGGGCUUGGAUUGUGGAUCCUACAUCGAUGGUUACGAAAUUACUUGCGCUGUGUGUACUAUCUGAAGUCCUACUAUUACAUUCCA